AUGUCAGGCCAUGAAAAGAAAUAUAUCAUUCCUCGUCCGCGGAACUGGUACAAUUUUUGCGUGGCUCUCUUCGUUGCGUUCGGCAGUCUCUCCUAUGGCUACGCAUCUUCUAUCUCAGCCGCCGUCAUAGGUACCCCAGCAUGGUAUGGCUACAUGGGCUUAGAACAAGGCUCAUCGUACACAACGUCCAUUAUCGGUGUCAUCAACUGUAUAUACUCCAUUGGAGGAAUGCUAGGAUGCGUGUACAAUAUGUGGAGCGCUGAGUUCUUUGGCCGAAAGCGCUCUAUCCAGAUGGCGUGUGUGAUGGCAAUUAUUGGAGCUGGCCUCAUGACCGGCUCAGUCAAUGUAGCCAUGUUUUGUGUUGCCCGUGUGAUCAUGGGAUUUGCCAUCGGCAUUCUCGUCACGCUCGUCCCGCUUUAUCAAUCCGAGGUGUCUCCUGCAGAGUCUCGCGGUCUGAUGGUGGGCUUACAUGGGGUUCUGAUCGGCUUCUCGUACAGUCUGACGGGAUUUGUCAGCUACGGAUGCUCAUUCUCCUCGAAUGGCGCUUUCCAAUGGCGCUUUCCACUCGCGGUUCAAGCUCUGUGGCCUCUGGUCUUGUUCGUUGGCAUGUUCUUCCUUCCCUAUUCACCCAGGUGGCUACUCGCGCAAGGCCGUUCGGCCGAAGCCUGGGAGACCACGAAGAGGCUGCACGCGAACAAGAAUGACCCGAAUGACGACUAUGCGCGGCACGAAUUUAGGCAGAUGACGGAGCAAAUCAAAUGGGAGAGGGAGCACCAUGCUGUUGGAGCUUUGGCGCAGGCCAAGCUAGCGUUUUCAAGAAAAAGUUUUCAGAAGAGACUCGCCCUAGGCUUCCUAGUUCAGGCAGGGAAUCAAUUUUGUGGGCCGCUUGUGAUAAACAACUACCAGACGACGUUCUACAAUGGCCUAGGAAUUACUGGUCGACUCCCCCUGCUUCUCGUAGGAUGCUUCAACUUCGUUACGGUUCCUGGUAAUCUGACCAACGGCCUUCUCGUCGACUACAUCGGCCGCAGGAAGUUCAUCCUCACCGGUUGCAUAAGCCUGUGUAUCGUGCUCUGCGUUGAAACCGCGCUGACGGCUCGAUUCGCCGACACAAAUUCAGACAAUAAGGUCGGUCUCGGCUUUGGAGUGGCUUUCAUCUUCCUCUUUCCCGUCUUCUACAGUCUGUGCCUCGAUGCUACCAUGUAUCUAUAUCCCUCGGAGAUCUUCCCAAUGAUCAUCCGGUCUUUCGGCAUAAGUUUCUCUAUCUCGGGUCAGUGGAUUGCUUCCACAAUCCUUCUUGGAGCGGCUCCUACGGCAUUUGAGAAAUGCGGGUACAAGUUUUGGUUUUUGUUCAUUUUCAGCUGCGUGGUGUAUGGAGUUCUAGUGUAUUUCUUCCUCCCAGAAACUAAAGGCAAAACUCUCGAGGAGAUAUCCUUGGUCUUUGGUGAUCCCGUUGGAAUGACCGACCUGGGACCGCCUCUGGACAAUAAAAGUCGGGAUGAGGAGAUCGUGAAGACUGGUCCAGAGAAGAUAGAGGCAAAGCAUGAGUAAAAUCUUCUUCGAAAAAGUCAUGGAAAAGAAGACAUAAAGAGUCUAUCGGAUCCUACAGCUCUACCACAUGUGGAGUCACGGACAUAAAGAAACGCGGCAAGGACAGUUAAACAACGUAAGACAUAGAUUAGCAAAAAAGGGAAGUCAGAGAUGUAGGAGAUUUGGCGCGUAAUAAAUCAAUUAAAAUUCC
This is a messenger RNA of Verruconis gallopava, 1741 nucleotides long. RefSeq lists its product as uncharacterized. The transcript is spliced from 4 exons. Lineage: Eukaryota; Fungi; Ascomycota; Dothideomycetes; Venturiales; Sympoventuriaceae. The record is from RefSeq and is a predicted model, not a curated record. The coding region runs from base 1 to 1551 and encodes 516 amino acids. Gene Ontology annotation, molecular function: carbohydrate:proton symporter activity. Gene Ontology annotation, cellular component: membrane. Gene Ontology annotation, biological process: transmembrane transport; carbohydrate transport.